AAAAAAAGAAAAAAAAAAGUAAGAACAGACCUCGUUAGUAUUCUACACUCUCUCUCAACUAUUGGCAAAAGGACUCAAUCGAUAAGAUUUUCUCUUCGAGUUGAUGUUUGGAGAGGGAAUUUGAAUCUGUGGUUGAAGUUUACUGGUUAAGAAAAGAGUGAAAGAUUAAAUAAAUGACAGUCACUGUGAUUCAACUCUGUUCUGAAUUCAGGCAACUGAACCAAAAUUUCUUUGAUGGAUACUUAAACAAAAUGGCCGUGAAACCAACAGUAGCUUUGAGGGCUUUUCUUGUAGGAGGGGUAGCUGUUUUUGCAAAAGUAGCAGGUGCAAUGAAGGCUGCUGGUGGUGCUAAACUGGGUGCAGCCGCGGCUGCUAUGACUGUAGCGGCUUCUGCUGCAAUGACAGGAUCGAAACAGGAGCAAAAAGAUGGGUCUAAGCAACCUCCAAAAUGAUCUUCCUUUUCUUUCAUUCUUUCUUUCAGCACCUUGUAGGCAUUUGUAAUGUAGGUGAAGUAGUCAGUUGCUCAUGGGAGCUUGUCUAGAGAAGAUGGCUAUGUUUGGAAUUCUGUUUUGGUCAUCACGGAGUUUUUAUUUUUAAAUGACUUGAAAUAAGAAAAACCUACACUUUUGAUUUGAAUUAAACUUAAAGAAGAUGGUAUAUUGCCAUUCAAAUUCA
Molecule: messenger RNA, 675 nt
Organism: Gossypium raimondii (Peruvian cotton)
Lineage: Eukaryota; Viridiplantae; Streptophyta; Magnoliopsida; Malvales; Malvaceae
Exons: 3
Coding region: 174-452 (92 amino acids)
Source: RefSeq, a predicted model, not a curated record